Molecule: messenger RNA, 2250 nt
Organism: Raphanus sativus (radish)
Lineage: Eukaryota; Viridiplantae; Streptophyta; Magnoliopsida; Brassicales; Brassicaceae
Exons: 1
Coding region: 1-2250 (749 amino acids)
Molecular function (GO): zinc ion binding
Source: RefSeq, a predicted model, not a curated record
AUGCAUAUUUAUGCUUCUUGUGGGGUGUGGAAAUUCAGUCCCCUUAAAGGAUGGGAAUUUGCUGUUGAUGAGAAGAAACGGGGUAGAGUAUUGGUUGUGGAGUUGACAAGUUCCUUUGAAUAUCUAAGGAUUUUGGCUUUUGAUGAUUUUGGAAUAGACCAAAACGAGUUUGAGCUGGAGUUAAGCUACUUACCUAUGGAGUUAAUCGGUGCAGUAGACUGUCCGCCAGUGAUCAUUGCGAAUGAUAGACAAGUCAAAAAUUUCUUAACAUAUGUACGAGGAAAAGCUUCUACAAGGUUGUGUGUGUCAACUUCACCUAUCAAUGGAAACAGCCAAGACUUUGAAGUUGAUAUGAAGGAAUCCAACUCGCCUUUCAGAGAGAAAGGUGAACCUUCCUCGUUUCCACCUCAAGAUGACGAUGGUAGUUCAUCUGAAUCAAGCCAGGAUGUUGAAGAAGAUGAUGUUGUCGUCUCAACUGCAGAAGAAGAUCCUAAGGAAAACAGUGUUCGGUUUUCUUUGGUGGAUGUUGUGAAGAGAGGUGAAACCUUUCAAAACAAAUCGCUGUUGAAAGCAGCGUUGGAAAUGUCAGCGAUGAAGCAUCACUUCGAUUACAAAGUUGUGAAAUCGGACAGAAAACUUUGGUACAUCAGAUGCAUUGACAAUCAUUGCAACUGGAGUGUUCGUGCUGAGGGGUUAUCAGGAUCCACAUAUUUCAUCAUCAAAAAAUAUGUGGCGGAUCAUACAUGUGCUGCGUCGAGUAUGAAAAAUGGUGGUCGGACAGCUUCUGCGAAAACUAUUGGGAGUCUAAUAAUGCAUAGGUACGAGGGUGUGAAAGAAGGUCCCAAAGUUAACGAUAUCAUACAGAUUAUGAGAAUGGAUCAUGGAUGUGAGAUAUCUAAGUCCUUAGCAUGGGAUGCUCGAGAGUUUGCAAUUAAUAUGGUCCGAGGUAUUCCGGAGAAGAGUUUUGAAAAAAUUCCGAAAUACUUGCACAUGCUGAAAGAAGCUAAUCCAGGAACACACACGUUUUAUGAGACUGAUGUUGAUGGUAGAUUCCGAUUUCUCUUUGUUUCGUUUGGGCAAUCUGUGCGAGGUUUUCACACAGCCAUGCGAAAAGUUCUUGUUGUCGAUGGGACAUUUUUGAAGAGCAAAUACAAAGGGGUAUUACUUGUUGCGACAGCUUUAGAUGGAAACUCUAACUUGUAUCCUAUUGCAUUUGCGGUUGUGGACUCAGAAAAUGAUCGCUCGUGGGAUUGGUUUAUGAGAGAGCUACAAGUUGUUGUAGCUGACGACCGUUCCCUAGCUUUUGUAUCAGACAGAAAUAGCUCACUUUGUAAGGCGAUUGAGAAUGUAUAUCCUCUUGCUGAACACGGAAUCUGCAUUCACCAUUUGUUGAAUAAUGUGGUCACACAUUACAGAGGAAAUGGAAUGGUUGGAUUGAUUGCAAAAGCUUCUAAAGCUUAUAGAGUCGUUGAUUUUCGGACGCGAUUCGAAGCUGUGUGCAAUAUCAGUCCAGCUAUUGGAAAAUAUUUGGUUGAUGCAGAUGUUAGAAAGUGGGCUCGCUGUCGGUUUCAAGGAUUCAGGUACGACAUCAGGACGACAAACCCGGCUGAAUCAAUCAACUCAGCUUUGCGCUCACCAAGAGAGUAUCCAGUCAUUCCGUUGUUGGAUAGCAUCAGAGAAAUGCUAACUCGUUGGUUCUUUGAACGUCGGACAAAAAGCAGGAAGCAUACAAAACCAUUAACUAUCCGCAUCGAGAAAAAGAUAGAUAGACGGAUUACCAAGGGUAGAACGUUUCUUGUGCAACCAGUUAACGAGCAUCGUUUCUUGGUUCGUGGAGAUACAUUUGACUGCCUGGUUGAUUUGGACAGAAGAACUUGCUCAUGUGGGAAAUAUGACCUGCUUAAAAUUCCAUGUAGACACGCCAUCAAAGCAGGUUUAACAGUUGGCCGAUCCCCAUCCUCACUAACGGAUGACAUGUACACUACUUCCACAUGGAGAACAGCUUAUCAAGAAACUAUCAAUCCAAUAGGUGUUCCUGAAGAUAGUUGGGUUGUUCCAAAUGAAGUUGAAAUUGCUAGUGUACUACCGCCUGAAUCAAGAAGAGGAGCAGGAAGGAGAAGAAAACGCAGAUACGAGACAGUUGAAGACAAGCUUCGUUCGUCCCAACGAGGUCAAGAAAAAAAGAGGCGCAGAUGCAGUCGAUGUGGCGAAGAGAAUCAUAACAGGGCUACAUGUGACAGAGCUAUUUAG